GUAUUUGAUUUAAGGCAGUGCCAUCGACAAAUGCAGCAGCAAGCAGCUACUGCACAAGCAGCAGCUGCAGCACAAGCAGCAGCAGUAGCUGGAAACAUACCUGGUCCAGGAUCUGUGGGUGGAAUAGCACCAGCAAUCAGUCUUUCAGCAGCUGCAGGAAUUGGUGUAGAUGAUCUCCGCAGACUAUGCAUUCUUAGAAUGAGUUUUGUAAAAGGAUGGGGUCCUGAUUACCCAAGACAGAGUAUUAAGGAAACCCCUUGCUGGAUUGAAAUUCACUUGCACCGUGCUCUACAGCUACUGGACGAAGUUCUCCAUACAAUGCCUAUUGCAGACCCCCAACCUCUGGACUAAUCCCUCCCUGCAGGGCAUAAUGUAGCCAUUACAUUGUCAAUAUUGAGGACUGACAAAUCCAAUCAUGUUUGUAACCAUAAAAUAUAUAUAUAUAUAUAAUUAUAUAUACAUAUCUCUUUGUUUUGCCUACUCUUCAAAUCCGGAUUCAAGAAAAAUGUGUUAUCUUCCCACUUUUUAUAGGAGAAAAACCAAGGUAGUGGUUCCUUUUUUUAUUUACAGAAACCACUUUACCUUGUAUUUUAUUUGUCUAUAGUAAAGUAUGUGUAGAUUAAUAAAAUACAUGGGUUAUUUCCUUUGUUGUAAAACUACAUGCUGUAAUCAAAAUCAUUGCUCCACUAACCUUGGUUGAUGCAAGGGUAUUGUUGGUCAUCAGUAAUGAAAUAUUUAUAUGUCCCUUAUGUAGAUAUUUAGCACACUACACUGGCCUGGAAUGUACUCGUGCUUUAUAGUGUAACCAACUCGAGCAUUAAAUCUUCACUAAGCAUACUAUCAUCUCUUUAGCCACAAAGGUUACAAUUUGAAAAAAAAAGAUUUUUUUUUUUUAUGUAUUUUUAGGAUUUUCCGCUUUGCAAUUCCCAGAUCAGGUUGUUUAGUAAUGUCAUUUCCAACCUAUUUCUUUUAUUUGCACACAUCAUUGAGAGAGCAUUUUACACCACACAAUUUUUAUUUUUUUAUUAUUAGCUUUAAUAAACUUAUAAAAGAAACUUUCUUGUUAUAAGUCAAUACACUGACGAACUUUACACAGUGCUGUUUGCUAUAACCAGUAAUUUUGUGCGUGCAUCAUUUUAUUGAUGAAAGCUGUAGAGGUGCUCUGGUUAAAAAUCCACUGGUUUAGAAUACAACUGUAAACAGUCUGCAAUCUUUCCAUUGUUUAAAAUGUACAGUAUUUUGAAAAAAUGUAUAGCUAGCAUUCUUACUAAAGCUUUUCAUGUAUCCCCAACAUAGAAUUUUAUGUAUUCAAGAAAUACAGGCCCAUCCCAACGGAAAUAGGGCAGAUAGCUGCUUUUUGGCGUUUUUACAUUUUGCCAUAUUUAAAAAAGUGUUAAAUGAUUUGAUACAUUUUGCAUAUGUCUGAUAGCUGGUUUAAACUACCUUUCAGUAGGUAUUUAACCAUUUAUAAAAAAUACUGUUGGUAUAUAGAGGUUUUGUUUGUUCUUCCUUUUUUCAUUCUUUCAGAUUUGCUGCAGUAUUUUGGUCAUUUGGUAAACUUGUAAAAUGGGUUUGAUUGUAAAUUAGCAAUAACUACUUUGGUUUAAUUUGCUAUCAUCUUAACAUCCUCUUCAAUUUCCAUAAGAUUGCCAAAUGAAUACCAGAUACUGUUUUUAAGCAUGUGCAAGCAUCUGCUGGGAAAUAAAUUUUAAAUACCCAGUUUGAUAUUGUCCUUCAAUACAGCGUGUCAUCGUGUGACUUUUCUUCUAGUUUACUACAUUGUUUUAAUAUACAGACUUUGGCCACUAUGAACAUUGAAAGUCAUUUAUGUAUAAAUCUGUUCCAUCAAUGCAUUUUUUUUAAGGUUUUUGUUUUUUCAGAAUUAAAUAAAUUACAGUAACCAUAACAGUCCUAUUGUAAAAUAAUGAAAUAUUGCUAGAAUAACACUUUGUAAAUAUAUAUAUAUAUAUAUAAAUAUAUAUAAAAUGUUUUUAUGUUUCCAAUUUGUCUUAACUUGUCCUGAAUAAAAAUAAAACAAAAACAUGUUUUACAGAA
Molecule: messenger RNA, 2055 nt
Organism: Bombina bombina (fire-bellied toad)
Lineage: Eukaryota; Metazoa; Chordata; Amphibia; Anura; Bombinatoridae
Product: mothers against decapentaplegic homolog 4-like
Exons: 2
Biological process (GO): BMP signaling pathway; regulation of transcription by RNA polymerase II; anatomical structure morphogenesis
Cellular component (GO): heteromeric SMAD protein complex
Molecular function (GO): RNA polymerase II cis-regulatory region sequence-specific DNA binding; I-SMAD binding; DNA-binding transcription factor activity, RNA polymerase II-specific
Source: RefSeq, a predicted model, not a curated record